AAUCGUUUUGCUGUACAAUGCACUUGACGCCCGGUGCUCGCUCGUUCACUGCAUUUUAGCGCUCUGCUUAAACAUAGUGCAUUUCCUUAAAGCUGCAAAACCCAACAAGACAAAAAGAGGCCACACUUUCAGAACCUUCAGGUUGUUGCCAUUGGUGCAAAGACUUCCGGCUGCUGAUACAUUGUACCAGUGCGACGAGCUGCACGCUCAUAGCAGACAGACCGCGGGGCGGUGAGUGUCACUUGAAAUCGUUGGUAACUCUUCACUUUGCUCCUAAAUCGUUAGAGGGACGGAGGCAAGCGAGUGGCACGGACCGGAGUACCUGCAAGUUUUAACCAUUUCACUCUUUUUGGAGGAAUAUUUCAAGGUGGACCGUCUUUCUUUUAAGAAAAGGUUUUUGUUCCGUUUGCAAUCUAAUCGAUCAAUUCUUGUGCACAGCAUUGAGCAUGUAUAUACUUUAACACAAAAUGCACAGUAUCGGGAAAAAAUAAAAUAAAACGGAAUACGCCUUUGUGGGUAUUGUUUGGACUCUGUUUAGAGCAGCGAAUAUAACACGAGCCACAACUGGAAACUGACGACGAAGAGGGUGCGCUUGCCAUUUACAAGGAGAGCGAAUUUAAUUUGGAUUCGAUAUACUGGACUAAAACCUGAUCUUUAUGGCACGUUGAUGACCCUAAUAAUUGUGAGCUGAGUUGAUUUUUUUCUCUUGUGGGAUUGGUGCGGUUCUGGCCGCGCGUAUAUUCGCAUCACUUUCCCCAGCGGUAUUGCGAUCAGGACAAGCCUGGAUUAACUGGGCGGUAUUUACAAAGUGGACUCUGGGAACAAAAAGCGUGGAGGCUAUUCGAGGGUUUCGAUUAUAAACAACGGAAUCUCGAUAAUCUGUUGAACACCGUGGCUAUGGCGUGUGCGAAUAAAUUUGACCUUAUUGUUGGAGUUGUUUUAGUUUUGCAGUCUCUUGGAAUUGUCUUUCAAGUGACCAGGGGGGAUCUGAUACCAGCAAACGGGGGGUUGUACUCGCACGUGGGAGGAACGCCUCCCUCGGAGGAGAGCGACCCGGUGGAGGUGAAGCUCUCCAGCGGCAGGUGGAGGAGGUGGCUCUCCCUGCCCAAAUCCACGGACAGUAACAGGGCCAGCCAGGACCAGGAGUCGGACAGCACCGACCCGGACCGGUUCCCCGGCCUGUUGUCAGACGAGGACAACGACAACAGCUCUCAGAUCGAGGAAGAUACGGAUCACAACUACUACACAUCGAAAAUGUUCGGGCCGACCGACCCCACGGCCAGAGACCUGUGGGUCAACAUCGACCAGAUGGACAAAGAGAAGGUGAAGAUCCACGGCAUCCUGUCCAACAGCCACCGGCAGGCCGCGCGUGUGAAUCUGUCCUUUGAUUUCCCCUUUUACGGGCAUUUCCUGCGGGAGAUCACCGUGGCAACUGGUGGUUUCAUCUACACCGGCGACGUGGUUCACAGGAUGCUGACCGCCACCCAGUACAUCGCUCCCCUGAUGGCGAACUUUGACCCCAGCGUCUCCAGGAACUCCACCGUCAUUUACUUUGACAACGGCACUGCUCUGGUGGUCCAGUGGGAUCAUGUCCAUCUCCAGGACAGUUACCACCUGGGGAGUUUCACCUUCCAGGCCACCCUUCACAGCGAUGGGAGGAUUGUCUUCGCCUACAGAGAGAUUCCCAUUCUGGUGACUGAUAUCAGCUCCGUCAAUCACCCUGUCAAAGUGGGGCUGUCAGAUGCAUUUGUGGUCGUGCACAGGAUCCAGCAAAUACCCAAUGUUCGUAGGAGAACGAUCUACGAGUACCAUCGUGUGGAGCUUCUGAAAACCAAAAUCACCAACUUCACAGCCGUGGAGAUGAUUCCCCUUCCCACAUGCCUCCAGUUCACAAGCUGUGGACCUUGUGUCGCGUCUCAGAUUGGCUUCAACUGCAGCUGGUGCCACAAGCUCCAGAGGUGCUCGAGUGGCUUCGACCGCCAUCGCCAAGACUGGGUGGAUAGCAGCUGUCCUGAUGAGACAAAGGACAAAAGCUGUGACCUUGUGAUCAACACCACACAGGUCUACUCGUUCACAACACCGCCAGCCCCCAGGACCACUGUGAGGAGCAGGCUGACCACAACCACAAUCAUGGCCACCUCUACCUCCCACCUUCCCACCAGCAUCCCCACAGAAGAUGACACCAAGAUCGCUCUGCACCUCAAGGACGGCGGAGCCUCACCGGCCGACAGCUCAGCGGACAUGAAGCAGGGGAGCCUGCACACGGGCCUCAUCGUGGGGAUCCUGAUGAUCAUGCUCAUCAUGACGGCCGCCGUCCUCCUCACGGUCUACAUGUACCACCACCCGACGUCCGCCGCCAGCCUCUUCUUCAUCGAGAGACGUCCCAGCAGGUGGCCGGCCAUGAAGUUCCGCCGUGGGUCAGGACACCCUGCCUACGCAGAGGUGGAGCCGGUGGGACAGGAGAAGGAGGGCUUCAUCGUGUCGGAACAGUGCUGAGGGUCAUCUCUCUCUUUUUCUCUUUCUCCCCUGCUCUCUCUUUCUCUCUCUCUUUCUGCGUCUGUUUCCCAUGGACAGAGCACCAGUACUGGCUUACAGGUGUGGAAAUAUGUUGGGUGACGUUAACUUUUUUUUUUUUGUUAUUGGUAAACAAAACACAUGUGAUUUAGCCUCUAACUUCUGAAGAAAAAGAAAAAAGGAAUGAUGGAUCCAACCUUCAAGAGGGCAAGAACCUCCUGGACAGUAUUCUUCCUCUGUGAACGUAAAGUCCUCCCCUUCCCCCUGUAUAAUACCUUCUGAAAAGCUUUGAGACCCACCGAGGGGCAACUACUGUCCGUGUGACUAUGCCAAGAGCAUAAUUUCAGAGAAGGCUUGUGUACUGUUCUUCAGAGAACACUUGUACUGUGAACAGCCCACAGCAGAGACCCAUCACUCACUUGAAGGCACACACGGUUGUCUAAGGAAGGAGUGACUUGAAUUAAGCAGAGAAAUCGGGCUGUAAUGCUCUUGUAAAAGUGUAUAGCUCAACUGCCAUUAUUUCCUGCAUCUCUGCCAGUGUGAGGCUUUGAAGGGAGGAGAGAAACAAUAUAUUUUUGAAAAUCACACUUUGAGACAAAAGAUGUUUCAAGUUUCAAAUUAAGAUAAGGGUUUUGCUUCUCAUGCAUCAUUUAAUGGGGGUUUCAGUUGUGAUUUUAUUAUUGUUGUUUUGAUUUUUUUAACAGGGAUUUUCUUAUGCAUCUUUAUUGCUUUGCAUUUGGUUGCAUUGUUUGAAUUUUUGCCACCAGAAAUACGAGACUGUUUUCCUUUCCUAUGAUCAAGGCUGUGUAACCCAGUGUGAGCAAUGUACAGGUAUAAUGAUGAAGCUUGGGCAGGUCACAGGUACAUUCAUUAGAUCAAUUAGAUCAACACAGAAAAAACUGAAAGGACUGGAGUUUGUACUCACUCCAUUACACUCUUUGUAAAUGUUACUGUGUUUCUAAACAAAGCCGUUUAUGUCCCCCUCAGUUUGAACAGUCAGUGCUGUGAGGUGCUUGUUCAAGAAUGUGGCUAAUCCUGCCUUUGCUCUGCUGUGUGGGAUCAAUAAACAUGGGUUCAUGGAUAUAUUUUACACUGCAUGAGUGAAAAACCAGAUUGGUUGGGUUUAAUUAGAUGUUUCAGUGCCGCCAUCCUUCAUACUUUCAUUAAUUUGACUCCCCAAGUUUUCUUUUUUUAGGUUUUAUCAAUGCUCAUUGUAUAUAUAUAUAUAUAUAUAUAUAUAUAUAUAUAUAUGUGUAUAUAUAUAUAUAUAUAUAUAUAUAUAUAUAUAUAUAUAUAUAUGCCAUUUUAAAGUAAAUUACAAGACAGGUGCUUUGGCUGGUGCCCAUGUGCAUGUGUGCUUGUGUGUGUAUGUAUAUGUGCAAAUGUGUGUGUGUGUGUUUGUGUGUGUGCGUGUUUGUGCGCAUGUAUAGGUGUGUGUGUGUGUGUGAGUGCGUGUAGAUGCAAGUGAUGAAGCUGUGUAUGUGUGCAUGUGGGUGCUGUGUAAUUCUGAUUGGUUGGUUUUACUUCAUCUAGCCUGUGCGACACACAGUGAAGGAAUGCAUAGACUGAGAAGAAUGGAGGUACAGCAUUUAUGAAAAAGCAUAUCUUAUUCUGUGGAAACCUGCUUCACCAGGAAAGCUGUCUUAAAACAGCAAAUACCCAGCUUCCAUCACACACUGAGGAAGAGCAAAGAGCAGACAGUAAAGCAGUUGUGUGUAGCUUUGAACCUGUAUAUCAAGACAAUACCCACACUUGGUUGAUGGUUAUGCAGAUGUGAUAUUUUCAGUCUGACAUUUGUAUGGGGAAGGAUUUACAUGGAUUGUUUGGAAUCAUUUAAACCUGGUAUAGCUUGAUUUGGGCUCUGUAAGAGAAUGAAAACCUUUGUGCAUAGUAAUAACAUUUGCAGAUUCAGGUUGCGAUGCAAUCAAACCUUAAUAGUUUUAGUAUAGCAUUUAUGCUCCAGUCUUCUGGGUGCCAUUCUUUCUGUUUUCAUUUCAACAAUGGGAUUUUUGAUCACCCUGCCAAUAAAUAACAGCUUGGCUAGAUCGUUAAAAAAUAUUUUAGUACAUAGAUGAUAUUGAUAUAGACGUACUAAGGCAAAUACAAAAUACUGGAAACUUUAUUUUUUCUUACCUUUUGUUUACACUGGCAUGGAUACAGUGGUGAGUGAGAAGUUACGGCUGGAUUUUGCACUUUUUGGUGUUUUGCCAUAUCAUGGAUUAUGAAAAAAAUUCUAUGUCAAGUGUUAACUAGCCCCUGACAUUUAUUGUGUACGUACAGAGCUAUGUACCAAUAUUCUUUAUAAUUUAAUUAAAAUAUGGAUGACAAUGUAAAAUUAAUAAAAUACAUUAAUUGUCAUUCUUCAGACUGUACAAUUCAUCUUUAUGGUCAAUUGUGUGUCUCCCUCUGGGAACCGAGCCACUGAGAGGGUCUGGAGUAUACAGCACAAACUGCUUUAAGAACAACUGCUCCUAUACUAGAUACACCACUAGUAGCCCUUACUGAGGGAUUCCUUUAAAGUUAAUAUCCAACAUAAAAUAUGGAAUUCAUCAAGCAAAAAUGCAUACGCUUUCAUGCAAAAUAGUCCAUUUCGCACAUUCUCAAUUACACUGGCCAGAAAGCCACAUCGUGAGAUUAUGGGUUUUUGCUUUGGACAAUUGCACGUGUGCACAUAACAAGAGGCGAUGCCAGUGUUGUUAUAGGUCUCUAACUCAGCCACCUGCACAUCAAACUGAAGUUGGGAACCCUGCUGGGAGCCUUGAGCAUGGACUUCUCAACCUUAACACUGACACCAAAGACACAUCUCCUUUUUCAACUUUAGUCCAAACCAUCUGAUUUCACUUUUUAUAUAUUUUCACUCAUACUCAAGGCAAUCAAUUAUUCCUCAGCUACUCCAAAAUAAUAAUUUUUUUAAAUAUGAAAAACAUUUACACAAGUACCAACACAACUCAAGUUUUGUUUUCAUGCAAGCACCUAUGCAAACUUCACCUGUUCCCUAGUACUAAAGAGAACCUUUUAUGACAUCUUGUAAAGCUGGACCAAAAGUGAAAAAAAGGAAGAUGGAAGGUGAAGAAAUGGCAUUUACUUUCCAUGUCUGUGGACCUUUCAGAAACUGGAUUUUUUUCUCCCCUCUCUGGAGAAUUUAGCUAGUUAACUUUACAUCUGUUUGUCAAAUACAGUUUCCUGAAACUGCAAAUGUUAACCACUGUCUAAAUUUGCACUAAAAUAAACUAAAUAAGGCUUGUUUGGUGGUGCUGUGAUGUUGUGUGAGUGUGUUGGGGAAACAUGGGUUAUUCUGCAGUAAUCUUAGCAGUAGGCUGAAUAAUUACUGUAUUUCCUGCCAUAAAUUUUGCAAAUCUAAUCAUGUCAAUGUUGUAAUCACUUGCAUCACUUCACCAGAUCAAUUGUUUUCACACGUUUAUCUUAACAUGCUUUUAGCUGGGGAAAAGCAAUGUUUUGCCAUUAUUAAAAAUAGAAUAUACUAUUGAAGUGGGUUAUUCUUUUGUGAAAUACCAAUUUAAUGCAAACUGUGCUGGACGGACAGGGAUAAUUAUGUUUCUGCCAUAUGAUUGUCUGUACUACAGCGUUAAGAGUAAGGAUUUGAGUCUCUCGCCGUGAGUCUGCUUGUUUCAAGCUUUUCACAUUGCUUGUAGGACACGCAGACCCAAAUCAAACAGUACCAUCGCUGUAUGUUGUUUCUGUAACUACUGUCAUUUUGACUACAUUUGAAAUAAUAAAGAAUGUUGUUUUAA
Anguilla rostrata (American eel) is the source of this 6266-nucleotide messenger RNA. It is a transcript of the gene plxdc2a, whose product is annotated as plexin domain containing 2a. Lineage: Eukaryota; Metazoa; Chordata; Actinopteri; Anguilliformes; Anguillidae. The coding region runs from base 898 to 2496 and encodes 532 amino acids. The record is from RefSeq and is a predicted model, not a curated record. The transcript has 14 exons.